ACCGAGCUCAGUCACUAUCCGAACAGCGACUUCGGUUGGACUUAAGUCGUUUGCACACGCGCUGUGUUGUUCGGCGACUUCGCCACCCGGUCCGACUACGACGCGAUUCCAACCCCCGAAAUACGAUUUUGUGACUUAAAACGGCUGCGAUAAUGAGUUGAACGCGCGAAUAUGUGAUUGUGCAGUGCCGUUACAGUAGAAUUCUGAUGAUUUCGUUGUGAAUCUGUGCGAUUGGAAGCGUUGUUGUUUGCUGCUGCAGUGUUUAUAUACGAGGAGCCAGUUUCUACGCUCACUUUGGAUUAUUACGUCUUCUGCGUUGCGGCAGGAGUUUUCAGUGGAUACGGCCAGCAGAUACACGGUGUUUUCCUAGGAUGUUGAAACCGCCCCGAUGAUGGUCUACCUCUUCACGAUCAUGCUGUGGCUCAGCCUGCUGCUCGUCUGGGCCUCAGCGGGAGCCGAACACAUAAGGAACCUCGAGAUAUCCGAAGGAGCCCCCAUAGGCACCCGCAUAGGCUUCAUCGGAGACGGAGCCUCGGACUCCGGACCGCCCUACCUGAUAGUACCGGUGGGCAGCGCGGUGGAGACCGACCUCAACAUCGACCAGAACACCGGCGAGAUCCGCACCAAGGUCCAACUGGACCGAGAAACGAGGAACAGCUACUCCCUGGUGGCCAUACCGCUGAGCGGGGACAACGUCAAGGUCAUUGUGAAGGUUCUGGAUGAGAACGAUAACGCCCCCACUUUUCCGACGAAGGUUAUGAAUAUCGAGUUCUCGGAAAACACGCCCAAGGAUGUUAAGAGGACCUUGAAUCCUGCGAAGGAUCUGGAUUUGGACCUGUAUAAUACCCAGCGUUACAAUAUAGUUUCCGGGAAUGUUAAUAACGCUUUUAGAUUGUCUUCGCAUAGGGAAAGAGAUGGGGUGCUGUAUCUGGAUCUGCAGAUUAACGGGUAUUUGGACAGGGAAACUGUGCCUACGUACUGCUUGGUCAUUGAGGCUUUAGAUGGUGGAACACCGCCUUUGAGAGGGGAGAUGACGGUCAAUAUAACCAUACAAGAUGUCAAUGAUAAUCAGCCGGUGUUUAAUCAAACCAGGUACUUCGCCACAGUUCCAGAGAACGCUACCAUAGGUACCAGCGUGUUGAGGGUGUUCGCCAGCGAUAACGAUUCAGGGGAAAACGGACAAAUCGAAUAUUCCAUCAACAGGAGGCAGAGCGACCGCGACAACAUGUUCAAGAUCGACCCAACCACCGGCCUGGUGACCGUGAACAAACCCUUGGACUUCGAGACGAAGGAACUGCACGAACUGGUGAUCGUGGCCAGGGACCACGGCUUGCAACCGCUGGAAACCACGACGUUCGUCUCCAUCAAGGUCACGGACGUCAACGACAACCAGCCGAUCAUCAACGUGAUCUUCCUGAGCGACGACGCCACCCCCAAGAUAAGCGAAUCGGCGAAGGAGGGCGACUUCGUGGCCAGGAUAUCGGUUAACGAUCCCGACUCCAAGACAGAGUACUCAAACGUCAACGUCACCCUCAGCGGGGGAAACGGCAGGUUCGGCCUGACCACGCGCGACAACAUCAUCUACCUGAUGAUCGUCUCCAUGCCCCUGGACAGGGAGAUGCAGCCCAAUUACACCCUCAAGGUGGUGGCCACGGACCAGGGGAACCCCCCGCUGCACGCGUCCAAGAUCUUCAACCUCCAGGUGACGGACAUAAACGACAAUCCGCCGAAAUUCGAACGCGACGUCUACCACGCGAACGUGAUGGAGGUGUCGGAUCCCGGCACCAGCGUCGUCCAGGUGCUGGCCAGCGACGUGGACGAGGGCGACAACAGUGCGGUGCUGUACACGCUCAGGGAUUCCCCGGAAACGCAUUCGUCGUGGUUCCAGAUCGAUCCGCGUAGUGGCCUGAUAACGACAAGAGUGAAUGUGGAUUGUGAGACGGACCCGGUGCCGCAGCUGACGGUGGUGGCGACCGACAACGGGUUCCCGCCGUUGUCGUCGACCGCCAAAGUGCUGGUGACGAUACACGACGUCAACGACAACGAGCCGAUCUUCGAUCAGAGCUUCUACAACGUGACCGUGGCUGAGAACGAGGCUGUUGGACGCUGUAUAUUCAAGAUAUCUGCGACAGAUCCUGACUGCGGCGUUAACGCCAUGGUCAAUUACACCAUCGGUGAUGGUUUUGGAAAAUUGAAAGAGUUCGAAGUUAGGUCCUCCACUGGGGAAAUAUGCAUUGGCAAGGAGUUGGAUUAUGAGACGAGAAAUUCCUAUGAAUUUCCAGUUGUCGCUACAGAUAGAGGUGGACUCAGCACGACGGCCAUGGUCAAAAUCCAGAUCACAGACAUCGACGACAACCGACCGGUCUUCUACCCCAGAGAGUACAACGUGUCCCUCCGGGAGGGCGACAGCUCCUUCUCGGCCAACUCCCCGGUAGUCGUGGUCGUGGCCACGGACGCCGACUCUGGCCGAUUCGGCCAGUUGACCUACAAAAUCUCGGCCGGAAACGACGCUGGACUCUUCAGGAUCGACAGGCACACCGGCGAGAUAUUCGUCAACCGCCCGGGUUCGCUGUCCAGGAGGAACCUACCCUACCACCACCUGAACAUCAGCGCCACCGACGGGGCCGAUCUCAAGUCGGCGACGGACGCGGAAGUGUUCAUUUCUGUGAUCGAUUCGGCACAGAGGCCGCCCAUCUUCGAGAGGGCGAGGUACACGUUUUCCGUGUCCGAAAAUGUGGAGAAGGACACCCUUGUCGGCAACGUGACGGCCAAAGUUUCAGGCGCAGAUACGAGAGGCAACGUGAGAUACUCCAUUUACUCAGGUGAUCCAGAUCAAUUCUUCAAAAUAGGAACAUUUUCUGGGGUUAUAAGGACGGCGAAUUUUCUGGACCACGAAACUAAAUCGAAUGUCCUGCUGAAUAUACAAGCAACUAGCGGAGAUCCUCCUGUCUAUGGUCACACCCAGGUCAACAUCGAGGUAGAGGACGUGAACGACAACGCUCCAGAGUUCGAGUCCAACACGGUCCGGAUAGCCGUUCCAGAGAACGUCGACGUGGGAGUGCCCAUCUACUCGGCCCAGGCGUACGACCGGGAUAGCGGCCAGAAUGGCGUCAUAAGAUACAGGAUAGUCAACCAGGCGACCGGCGGUGGUCUGUUCGAGAUCGAUCCGAGACUCGGACAUCUAACUUUGACGCGGCAUCUCGAUUACGAGAUGACGCAGAGGCAUACGAUCGUCGUUACGGCAACGGACAGUGGAAGCCCGCCAUUGUCUGCAAAUUUGACCGUUUUCGUGGAUGUGCAAGACUUCAACGACAACCCGCCAGUGUUCGAGAGGAAUGAUUAUGAGGUUCAGGUCUCAGAGGGAAUGCCGGUCAAUUCUCAGAUCCUCCAAGUGGUUGCAGUGGACCUAGAUACCGGCAACAACGCAAGACUCACGUAUCGACUAACACACCAGAACAAUUCAGUUCUAGCAAGCAAAAUUUUCGGUAUUUUCCCAAACAGCGGCUGGAUAUACCUCCGGGAAACCCUAGACAGGGAGACUGAGAACAAGUUCAACCUUAUAGUGGCUGCAACAGACAACGGUACUCCUCCCCAAACCGCAACUGCCAGAGUAACGGUGGACGUUUUGGACACCAACGACAACAGCCCCGUUUUCGUCAAGAAGUCUUACGAGUUCAGAAUAGAAGAAAAUCAACCUAGAAGUACCUUCGUUGGUACCGUCUCAGCCAAAGAUGCCGAUUCUGAUUCGAACGCUGUUGUUAGAUACAACAUCAUCCCGAGCAAUACGAGCUUCCAGAUCAACAGCAUAACAGGACAAAUCUUCACGCGAGCGACGCUGGACCGCGAGGCUAAAGAAUCCUACGAGAUUAUAGUCGAGGCUAAAGACCAGGGAUCCCCCUCCAGAUCUUCGAGGGUCCCCAUCAAGAUCCAAGUCUUGGACGUCAACGACAACGCGCCGGAAAUAGUGGACCCGCAGGAGGACGUGGUGAGCGUGCGCGAAGAGCAAUCCCCCGGAACGGAAGUGGUUAAGGUCAGGGCGGUCGACGCCGAUCUCGGAGAGAACGCCUCCAUCGCCUACUCUAUACUCAAGGAGAAGGAUUCGGAAGGUUACGAAGUGUUCACGAUCGACCCCAUCUCGGGGGUGAUAAGAACUAGGGUGACCUUGGACCACGAGGAGCGGACGAUCUAUAGGCUGACCGUUGCUGCUACCGAUGGGGGACAGCCUCCCAAGCAGAGCGUGAGGAAAUUGAGGGUUGGCGUGUUGGAUUUGAACGACAACAGGCCGACUUUCACCAGUUCUAGCUUGAGUUUCAAGGUUCCCGAAAACUCAGGCGUUGGUCACGUCGUAGGAUCAGUGGCCAUUUCAGAAUCGUUCGACCAGGAAAACGCCAUCUCCGGAAGCACGGGAGGUCACGUGACAUACACCUUGACGUCCUGCCUCAACGACCAAGUAAAAGGCGCCUUCGACAUAGACAGGACCACGGGUUUCCUGAUAGUCGCCAAGGAACUGGACAGGGAGAUGCAGUCCAAGUAUCAGCUGGAGAUAAGAGCGCUAGAUACGAGCUCCGUGGAUAACCCCCAGAGCAGCGCGAUAACCGUAACCAUAGAGAUCGAAGACGUCAACGAUAACUACCCCAAAUGGCCGAUGGAUCCUAUCUCGGUAACCGUCGACGAAAACGCCGACGUCGAAUCGGUCAUCCACAAUCUGUCGGCGUUCGAUCCGGACAGCGGCAGUAACGGUAACGUCAGGUACACUCUGGCGAAGCAGGAACCGGAUUCUUCGACGUUUCUGGUCGAUUCCCUCACCGGACACCUGAUCCUGAACAAACGCCUGGACUACGAGGACGUCAGGGAGUAUUUUUUAGUGGUCGUGGCCACGGAUCAGUGCCUGAACAAGACGGAACGGCUGAGCUCCUCGGUUACCGUCAGGGUAUCGGUGAAGGACGUCAACGAUAACGCGCCGAGAUUCGUGCAUCCCUUGAAACAGUCGAUCGUCAUGGACCACGGCAUCACUGUGGGUAUGACCGUCACUCAGGUGGUAGCCACCGACGAAGAUUCUGGAGAGAAUGGACGGGUUACCUACGUCCUAUCCGAUAAGAAACGCGAUGGGUUAUUUUCUUUGGGAUACGAUACUGGCGUUCUCACGAUCGUUAAACCGCUCAAGGAUUACCAGAAGACUUACUCCGUUAAUGUGACGGCAUCCGACCAGGGUAAUCCGCCGAAACGGGCUCAUAUGGAGUUGAAACUCAGCUCGGAGGAUGCCGAAGAUACUAGUCCUAAGUUCGCCAACUCCGUUUUUAAAGCCAGCGUUUCUGAAGAUGCCGCCAUAGGUACCUACGUCACUAGAGUGACUGUCUCUGGAUCUUCCACAAAUGAUGCUAACUUGACCUUCUACUUGCCUUCCGAGAUAGCAGAAGGUGCUUUCACCAUGGAUGCCGAGGGAAAGAUAACCGUUGCAGAUUUCCUGAACCGAGAACGCAAGGACGUUUACAACUUGCCAGUUUACAUCAUAGACUCCUCGAAAUCUUCCACCACCCUCUUCGAUGUGGCCGUGGUCCUGAUAAAGAUACUGGACGUGAACAACCACGCGCCCCAGUUCAAGAACGGCGCCUGUUAUCGCUUGUACAUCCCCGAGAACAACGAGUACGGCGUCGUUCACACCGCGACGGCCGCCGACGUCGACGAAGGCCCGAACGGUGAGAUAACGUACGCCAUCAGCGGAGGAAACGUCGGGAACAAGUUCAGCAUCGACGCGAAGACGGGAGAUCUGUCGGCCAAGUCCUUGGACCGCGAGACUUUCUCCAGGUAUCAUCUGACGAUCGUAGCUCAGGACAGGGGCAAUCCUCAACUUCAGGGUUAUUGCAACCUGACGAUCUCGGUAGAGGACCAGAACGACAACGAUCCCAAGUUCGACGAGGCGAAGUACUCCAGGUCGAUCAGGGAGGAUAUUUCACCGGAUACGUCGAUUCUUAGGGUGCACGCUUCGGAUUCCGAUAUAGGGUUCAACAGCAGAAUCAUCUACUCGCUGGCCAACGAGAGUCAAUGGUUGUUUCGUAUCGAUAACAAGAGUGGGGUCAUCUACACUGCAGGAUUUUUCGACAGGGAAGUGAGGAGCGUCUACAAGUUCCUAGUAGUGGCGACAGACUCCGGCAAAUACAACGCUCGAUCGACCAAAGUCCCAGUAACAAUCUUCAUCGAAGACGUGAACGACAACAAGCCUAUCUUCAUCAAAUACCCCUUCAGGGAAAAAGUAUCCGCCUAUAUACAACCGGGUCAGCCUAUCGUCACGAUACAAGCCAAAGAUUCCGACGUGGGUAACAACGCGGAAAUAGUGUACAGCAUACCCCAAGGCCACGGGCACGCAAAAUUUCGCAUAAAUCCAAGUAACGGCAUCCUGACGGCCACCCAAAGUUUGGCGAGCGAAAACGGCCAGAUAAUCUACAUAGAAGUCGUGGCCACGGAUAAGGGCAACCCCUCCAGGAGCACCUCGGGUCUGGUGGAGAUCACCGUCGGCGACAUCCCCGAAGAAUCCCCCAAACUCCUAUUCCCGACGAACAGAUACGAUAUAACCCUGACGGAGAACACCGAGGAACACCAGCACGUGACCCAAGUGGCCGCAGUACGAACCGACGGAAGAAGACAGAAAAUCACGUACUCCUUCGGCACCGGAAACGAGGAGAACAUCUUCAGCAUCAACAGCGACAACGGCUACAUCCAGGUGAACGACUCUAAGCUGUUGGAUUUCGAGAAACACCAUUCCGUUCAUCUGGUAGUCGAGGCGAAAACCGACGGGUAUCCGGCUCUUCGUAGCUACUGCGACGUGGUGGUCAACCUUACCGAUCAGAACGACAACGCGCCGAGAUUCUCCCAAGAGCUCUACACGGCUUCGGUCUGGGAAGAAAACAACAAAGGUUCCUUCGUUGUCCAGGUGGUAGCCUUAGACGACGACGGAGGUCAAAACUCGAGGAUCAGGUAUCACAUAGUGGACGGCAACAAGGACAACGCCUUCAAGAUCGAACCGGCCUUCAGCGGCGUCCUGAAGACCAACAUAGCCCUGGACAGGGAAAUCAGGGAUUCCUACAGACUGACGGUGAUCGCGACCGACGAGGGCAUACCCCAGAUGACGGGAACGGCGAAGAUCAAGAUCAACAUAUUGGACGUGAACGACAACCAUCCGACGUUUCCGAAACCGAAGACUAUCCUGGUGGCGGAAGACGCUAAUCUGGGAAACGUCCUGACCACCGUGUCCGCCAACGACGUCGAUCUGUACCCCUCGCUCACGUACAAGUUUUCCGAGGACAACGGCGUAGAGAUAAACGAGCAUUUCAGCAUAGAUAAGUACAGCGGAAAGGUGACGCUGAGGAAGGAGCUGGAUUACGAGACCAGGCAGGAGUUCACGAUGAAGAUUUUGGCCUCGGAUUCCGUACAUGUUGCGGUUACCACCUUGACGAUCAGAGUGACUGAUGUUAACGAUAACGCACCGGUUUUUUCGCAGAACACGUACACGGCAGCAUCACCUGAUUACUCCAGUGGAACUCCCUUAGAUCUAAUCCAUUUCAAUGCGACCGACGACGAUUCCGAGGAAAACGCGCAGAUAAAAUACAGCAUAGUCGGAGAUUCCCAUGGAUUCACCAUCAGUUCCAGUGGCGUCCUCCAAGCCAACUUCACCAACUUUUCGAAAAUAACGGAGGAUAUCUAUCUGAUCGUGAAGGCCGAAGAUUCCGGAAAAAUCCCCCUGCACUCUCUCACCUCUGUCAGGAUAAAAUCAAGCGGUUCGAUGCUGGACGUUGGACUGAAUAAAAAAGAGCACAGACUCAAUGUAGCGGAAAAUGUCAGCAGAGGCACCAUAAUUCUCAAGUUACCAUCGUCGAGCGCUCGGGAAUCCCUUUCAUACGCAAUCGUGCAAGGAAACGAAGAAGGCAACUUCGAAAUCGUACCCAGUCCAUCCAACUUGAUCCUCGCGAAACCUCUGGAUAGGGAGACGAAAAACUUCCAUCACCUCAAGAUAUCGAACGGCGAAGAGGAAAGUGUAUCCGUCAUGGACGUAUUCAUAACUGUCGAAGACUCCAAUGAUAACCCUCCAAUCUUCAAGAACGAACCUUUCAAAAUCAACAUACCGGAGAAUACACCUCAAGGCUCCUCAAUCGCCACAGUUACAGCAACAGAUGCCGAUCAAGCGGGCACGCCAAAUUCAGAGAUUACAUAUGAAAUCACAUCGGGAAAUGACGAUUCAUGCUUUGUCCUGGAAGAAUCCUCUGGCGUUUUGAAGAUCAACAAAUCGUUGGACUAUGACAGUGGGAAACAACAGUACCAACUCAUCGUGAAGGCUUGUGACAAAGGAACGAAACCGUUCUGUUCGUUCACGACUUUCAGGGUUGAUUUGGAGGAUAGUAAUGACAACAUACCGAAAUUUCCGGUUACAGAAUACCUGGAGUUUAUCGGAGAGAACGAACCUGUUGGUACAGCUAUCUUUACCGCGCAAGCGUCAGAUAUGGAUAAGGGCGUUUAUGGCUACCUCAAUUACUCCCUUGCUAGCUUACCGUCCAGCAACGAUGACUCGUUCAAGAUGUUCCACAUCGAUUCAGCGUCAGGUCUCGUCGUGACCAAUUCCGUCUUCGACUACGAACAAAGAAGCAGAUACGUUUUCAUGGUGAAAGUGACAGACAGCGGUGGUUUAUCCAAUUCGGUGAAGGUUAGAGUGGAAAUCGAGGGUAAAGAUGAAUUUUACCCCCAGUUCACCGAGAAAACCUACAGAUUCACCCUGGCAACUUCGGUCAAUCUUCCAGUGGGUUUCAUCGUUGGAUAUUUACAAGCUACUGAUAGGGAUAAAGGAGCUGAUGGGAGAGUCGUUUAUCAACUAACCACCCAACAUAACUUCUUCAAGGUGAAUAGAACCACUGGCGCUGUGCUGAUAAAGAAGAAAUUGGACAGUUCAGACUCGCAGGAUUUGGGUCGAGAAGUCAGUUUGGUGGUCUCGGCCAGCUCAGGACGUCAGGGUUCACUGACCAAUAUGUCGGUUGUGGAAAUAAUUCUAGACCCACUGGCCGAUCCGGGCACCAACUUGGCCAUAAACAGAAAGGGUGGAUCCAACGUGGCGACAGCGGAAGAUGGCGCUUUCAACUGGGCCAUAGCGUUAUUCAUCCUGAUCGUGCUCAUCCUGAUGACCUUCGGCGCGGUGUUCGUCUAUCUUCACAUGAGAAAUAAAAGGAACAAGGGUGGAAACAAGUCGCAUCUGAACUCCGAAUCGGCGAACACCUCCAACAACUACGUGGACCCUUCGGCGUUCGACACGAUACCCAUAAGGAACCUCGGAAACAGCGCCAACAACCCUAAUCAAUUCGCACCGCCGAAAUACGACGAGAUCCCGCCUUAUGGCGGGGCUCAUCCGGCCAGUUCGAACUCCGGAGCCGCCACAACUUCAGAAUUAUCAGGUUCGGAACAGUCGGGGUCAAGUGGAAGAGGAUCGGCGGAAGACGGAGAGGAUGGCGAAGACGAAGAGAUCAGGAUGAUAAACGAAGGACCGCUGCAGAGGGACCCGAGGAUGAUGCAUCAAAACGACGACGACAACCUAUCAGACAUGUCGGUUAGAAACACCCAAGAAUAUUUGGCGAGAUUGGGAAUCGUCAACAACAACAGUAACGCAGCCGCCCAAGCAGCAACGAGAUUGUGUUCGGAUCCCAGAGCCGGAAGUAGCAAGGAGACGGUGCAUCAUCACCCCUCUGUUCCCCUGGACAGCCUGAACAUCUACGACGAGGAAACGAACAACGACCACGACAUCAGCAACUUUUACGCCAAGUUGAACGACGUGGCGGGUAGCGACAGGGCCAGCUCGACGGACGAAGGAGGCGGCGUCAAUCCGAGUCUAGGGAAUCCGAUGGACCACGUUAUAGCUUUAGCCUCCUAUGGAGAAGUUCCCACGGUAACUCAUCAGCCUUCUAUGAAUGGUUCCCUGAGUUCGAUUGUUCACAGCGAAGAAGAACUCGCGGGAAGUUAUAACUGGGACUAUUUGCUGGACUGGGGUCCCCAGUAUCAGCCUUUAGCGCACGUUUUUUCGGAAAUAGCGAGACUCAAAGACGAUACCGCGUCGGUGAAGAGUGGCGCGAGUGGUAAUUCUAGUGUGAAGAGUAAAAAUUCGGUGGCGCUGGCCAAGAACGUUUCGCCGCCGAUGAUAACGAGUGUGGCGCCGAGGGCUAUAACGAUGCCAGUUUUAAGCGGUAGGACUCCUAACCACCACACCGGUGGUCACAACCAAAUGCAUCUAUUACCAAGGUCUCCCAUAAGUCACGAUGCGUCUGGUGCGCCUUUCAGUACAUCGUCAGCGAUGUCCCCGAAUUUCUCGCCGAGCUUAUCGCCUUUAGCGACUAAAUCGCCCAGUAUUUCGCCGUUGGUAGCCCCGGGGCUGACAACAACGCACCACGUCAUGCGACAACCACCUCAGAAUAGAAAUAAAACUAUCGUUGAAACGGAAAUGAGACUUUAGGAACAAUUUUUGUUUGUUUUUCGGCUGUGUAGUAGUUAUGAAAGACAAUUUUUCCAAUGUGUAAUUAUGUAAAUAGUAAUUUUACGAUCCUGCCAUUUCGAGCCAUUCUAAUGCAACCGAUGAAUGUUUGAAUAUUUUUGUAAACUGAUAAGUUAUUCAAUUUUGUAAAUAUGUAAUAUUUUUGUAUGCGAAAUUUUUGUAAGGAGUGUGUCAUCAACUUCAGAUUGAAAAUGUAUUUCUUGAAUUGUUUUACCAAAAUAUCGAAAUAACUUUAGUAUAAACUUAAAAAAAUUUUUUAACAAUGUGAAAAUCUGUGAUUGUGUUGAACACUGCUUAGAUAUAGCCAAAAUCUGUAACAUUUCAUGAACUGAAAUUGAUAUGUAUAAGUGAAUUUUUUUCAGGAUGAAAAUUGUGAAAAUUAUAUGGACAAAAUGAAGAGAAGUGAAUUGAAAUAAUAAAGAAUCAAUCUAU
Coccinella septempunctata (seven-spotted ladybird) is the source of this 10951-nucleotide messenger RNA. It is a transcript of the gene ds, whose product is annotated as protein dachsous. The transcript has 13 exons. The record is from RefSeq and is a predicted model, not a curated record. Gene Ontology annotation, biological process: homophilic cell-cell adhesion. Gene Ontology annotation, molecular function: calcium ion binding. Lineage: Eukaryota; Metazoa; Arthropoda; Insecta; Coleoptera; Coccinellidae. Gene Ontology annotation, cellular component: plasma membrane. The coding region runs from base 389 to 10480 and encodes 3363 amino acids.